Hippoglossus stenolepis (Pacific halibut) is the source of this 5289-nucleotide messenger RNA. RefSeq names its product inactive rhomboid protein 2. NCBI's taxonomy places the organism in Eukaryota, Metazoa, Chordata, Actinopteri, Pleuronectiformes, Pleuronectidae. Gene Ontology annotation, cellular component: endoplasmic reticulum membrane. The coding region runs from base 728 to 3238 and encodes 836 amino acids. Gene Ontology annotation, biological process: regulation of protein secretion; regulation of epidermal growth factor receptor signaling pathway. The record is from RefSeq and is a predicted model, not a curated record. Gene Ontology annotation, molecular function: serine-type endopeptidase activity. The transcript has 18 exons.
UAUAUUUACAUGUGUUUACAUUGAGACAUGCAUUGACUUGUAGCUCUGUUUAUCUCUCUAUUAUCUUCCCUCUGGAGAAUAUUCUCUGCAGUCUGCCUUUUAGUUUUCCUGGGUGGAUCCUAACAACUGCCCAUCUACAUUGAUAGACUGUGGUCAGCAGCACUCUGUCCAUUAGCCAAUCUCUACUUCAUUAUCAAAGUGGGUUAGUUCCAGCCAUGACGCUGCUCUACACCACUAAACCACAGGUUAGAUUGCCAGGAGCCUCCUCUCUGUCUUAAGAGGAGUGAGUCAGGUACUCUGCCCAAAUUUUUAACACAAUUACAUUCCUAUUAGCAUAAAAGUAUUAUAGAAAUGCAGCUUUGAGGGCAAAGUAAGUGACACACACUGUAUGUCAAGACCUGUCUAACUGCGUUGGCUCUGAAGUGGAAACUAGGCUAUUGACUGAGACGGUGUCAGAUUUCUCUGCUGCUGCCGUUCCCACUGCAGACACCCAGGGUCUCACAUUGAUUUUUUUUUUUUUUUUAAACUGUAACUCCAGGCCAACUUCAAGGCUUUCAAGACCAUAAUGACAUAAUGGACGUGUUGGCCGAGGCAUGUGACAUUAUCGGUUUUAUGUCUGCAAGGCUUAGGAAUUUUCCCGAAACACUAUAAUGCUGCGAGGCAUUCGGAGCUCCAGGAAUAGACUGACUGGUUGUUCUGCUGUUGACUAUGAUUGCAAUCUGAUAGGAUGGCAUCACAGGAGGGGGAGGAGCCUCCUCCUAACGGCGGCAAAUCAGACAGCCGUCUAAAGAGCAAGAAGCCACCCAGCCUUGUAAUAGCCAUCCCCCCACCUGAAGUGAUGAUUUCCCACAACCCUGCUAAACAGCCGCUUCGACCGUCUCUGAAAAAAAGUGAGGGUGGUCAAGCGACCGGCUCCGUGUCAGACAGCAUGAGUGGAGCUGCAGAACGAGGUUUCUUGACCAGAGACAGGAGGGCGAAGUUAGGCCGACAAACAUCGCUGUCUCAAAGCAUCCGCAGGAAUACAGCCACGUGGUUUGGCGUAGGGGAAGACUGUGAGACCAAGCAGCAGGUAUGGCACAGGAAGAGCCUGCGCCACUGCAGCCAGCGCUACGGCAAGCUGAAGGCCCAGUACAGAGAGCCCGACACAGCCACCAGCUUCGACCAGGGCCUCGACUCUCCAGCCACACACAAAAUGCCAAAGAUUGUAGAUCCCCUGGCACGGGGAAGAGCCUUCCGCUGCCCAGAUGAGUCUGACAGUCGCUCCCCCAGGACGCCCUACUUCACUCAGGGUGGUCCCUUCACCCCCGGGGUCACCUCGCUCAGCUCUUUCACCAGCCAGCGUUCCGGGUACAGCCGCUUCCCCAAACGCAAGAGGGAGUCUGUCGCCCGCAUGAGCAUCCGAGCUGCAUCCAACCUGCUGAGGGGUCGUAGUGGUUUGCCGGGCUCCCAGACAGGUCGCAGUUUCCCCAGGAGGAGCUUUGCCAGGCCAAGCUGGAUGGACGAGGACACCGUGGAUUCUGCAGACGCAUCUGAGUCGCUUUUUUUCAGCAAGGUUGAUGCCCACGAUGAGAUGUACUCGAUGGCUGAUGAUGUAUUUGAAUCUCCACCCAUGUCGGCAUCUUUCGGUCCCUGUGAGCAGCCUGACCAGAAGUUCCCAAGCCUUAAGGACAUAUCUCGGACGCCCAGGACACCAAUAACAUUGCCUGAAAAAAGCCACCCUCGUCGUGGGCGUCGCAUCGCAUCACAAGUCAAGCACUUUGCAUUUGACAAACACAAGCGUCAGUACGGCAUGGGCGUUGUGGGGAAGUGGCUGAACCGGCACUACCGACGCAGCCUCAGCAGCAAUGUCCAGAAGCAGCUGGACGACUUCCACAGCCACAGGCCGUACUUUACCUACUGGAUCACGUUUGUCCAUAUCGUGAUCACACUGCUGGCCUGUGGUACAUAUGGUUUUGCCCCUGUGGGGUUUGCACAACAUUCUACAACUGAUCUGGUGCUGAAGAACAAAGGCAUUUAUGAGAGUGUCAAGUUUAUCGAGCAGGAGAACUUCUGGAUCGGCCCGAGCUCUGAUGACCUGAUUCACCUGGGGGCCAAGUUCUCACCAUGUAUUCGUCAGGACAGACAGAUAGUGAGUCUGAUCCAGAAGGCCAAAGACCUGGAAAGAGAGUCUGGCUGCUGCGUGCAGAAUGACAACUCUGGAUGUGUGCAGACCCACAACUCCGACUGCUCUGAGACGCUGGCCACGUUUAUUAAAUGGAACAAGGAGGAUGUGGACAUCAGCAGGUCCUCGGGUUCUGUCUGUCACCAGGAUCCCAGAGUGUGUGAAGAACCUGCGUCUGCAGAGCCUCAUGCGUGGCCAGAUGACAUCACCCAGUGGCCGGUGUGUACGUUUCCCAAGAAGUCGAACCACACAGGUUACAGACACAUGGACUGUAACAUAAAGGGACGGCCAUGCUGCAUAGGAACUAAGGGCAGAUGUGAGAUCACCACCAGAGAGUAUUGCACUUUCAUGCACGGUUAUUUCCAUGAAGACGCCACACUCUGCUCACAGGUCCACUGUCUGGACGACGUGUGCGGUUUGCUGCCCUUCCUAAAUCCUGAUGUUCCAGAUCAGUUCUACCGUCUGUGGCUCUCUCUCUUCCUCCAUGCAGGGCUCUUGCACUGCGUGGUGUCGGUGGUGUUCCAGAUGACAAUACUGAGAGACGUGGAGAAGCUGGCAGGUUGGGUUCGCACCUGCAUCAUUUACAUCCUCAGUGGCAUCACUGGAAACCUCGCCUCUGCCCUGUUCCUGCCCUACAGAGCUGAGGUGGGUCCAGCAGGGUCUCAGUUUGGUCUCCUCGCCUGCCUGUUCGUCGAAUUGUUUCAAGGUUGGCAGAUGCUGGAGAAGCCGUGGAAGGCCUUUUACAAGCUGUUGGGUAUUGUCCUCUUUCUCUUCAUGUGCGGCCUCCUGCCGUGGAUUGAUAACAUCGCCCACAUCUUCGGCUUCAUCAGUGGCUUGCUGCUCUCCUUCGCCUUCCUGCCCUACAUCACCUUCGGGACUUUGGACAUGUACCGGAAACGCAUCCUCAUCGUCGUCUCAAUGCUGGCCUACAUUGGGCUCUUCUCAUCCCUCAUCGUUUGGUUUUACAUUUACCCCAUUAACUGGCACUGGCUGGAGCAUCUCACCUGCCUGCCCUUCACAAGCAAGUUCUGUGAAAAGUACGACAUAGACCAUGACAUUAACGAUGUGGUGCACUAGUCAUAAGGCUCUUGGUGCUGUCUAAUACAGGCCCACUAGUUUCUAGCCAAUAUCCAGGGCAGUUGAUUAUUCUGAACACAUUGCAAUCAUGUUUUUUACUCUCAUUAAAAGACCAGGUCCAAGUCCACGAGAAGGGAAACUGAAUCAGUCUCCUCUUGUCAGCCUGCUGAUGUGCUUACUUCUGUAAAUUUUUUAACCUUAGUCAAGUCUAGCAUUUCAAUUUACUAAUGAGCUUGAAGAUUCCCGGAACCAGACGACAGGAAAAGAUAGGGUGUCAAAGCUGCAUGGAGCUGGGUGGACCGAUAGGAAAAGAUCAACAGGAUGGACAGACUUUUUUCCUGCAUCCAUCCAUCCGUUAUCUAUCAUGUAAGGAUACAUCAAUCGAAAAAAAGCCAAAGGAAAGAAGAAGACAUGGUCAUCUCAGGUCAGCUUUUCCGUUAAUUCUAUGGACGGCAAGAAAGUUUGAUAAAGGAAGAGCGAUGUCAUAGGUACGUUUCCUGUUUCCCGGUGAAUUUAAAUAUAUCAGUUUCCUCCCUCCAGUGACUCUAGUUAUCAUCACCACAUUAACACAUUUGACAUGGCCUUGGAUGGAGAGAUUGAAUUAGUCCAGUGUGUCUCAAGGAACGGAAACAGCUCAACACUGGAGAACCACAGCACUUCGGCUGGUACGUCUCCAUCACUUCAUACAUGAUCAAUGUGAAGACGGAGACUAUAACACUUUGAAGACCGUCAGUCACUGCUGCUGCCCCUCCUCGUUUCAAACAGAGUCAAAGCUGUUUUUUAUUCCGUCUUUUUGUACGUAUGCACUCGGCAUGUCAAUAUUCAAGGGAGUAGUGAAACACUGUGCUACAUGUAACAAGUAUUAACUGUUGGGCUGGAAAUAUCAGUGGUCAACUGAGGCAAGAUUUCUAUCUAAACCCACUAGUUGCCUUAAACAGACUCUGACAUUUUAGAGAUGUCUGGUUGUUCUUCAGCAUACAGCUCGUGAUCGGCCUCCUGAAUGAUGAUGAACACGUUUCUGACCCGAACCUACCAAAGCUACUUCACAUGCUGCUUGUGUUUGCAUGUUGUUGUUCCACAGUCACUUAGUUUGUUUAUGUACGUCACCAACACCAACGAAACAUUUUCAGUCUAGCUCUUCUCUAAAUGCAGUGGUGCCUCAAGCAUUUUGUAGAUUUAUUCUGAAAAGGUCUGAAAGUAGUAUUUAUUCUAUAGGAGCAGUUACCUAAACCAGGUGAUUUUUGUUGGAUCAGAGCAGGUUUUUCUGCUGUAUUUUUUCACUUAGUGAAAACAAACUGUCACAAUCGUAACCAGAAGUUAGCGAGCGAGUCAAAAGUUGUCUUCUCGCAGUUGUCAGUCAGUGCACGUUCACCUGUUUUGGGGGCGUAUCUUUGAAGAGAGGGGAGAUGGGAUGCAUCAUUUGCAUUUUUUUCAAAGCGACUCCUGCUCUUGCUAGCUUUUCCCGGAUUACCAACAAUAGCUUUAAUAAGGACAUUUUUCUUGUCCCUAUAAACAUCCACUUUUUCCUCCAGAUUUUCUGUCUGAACCCGACACCCAACUUGUUUAGGUUGUGGUCCAUAACCCGUGAGUUGGAUUUAGGGGCUGACUCACUCAUAAUCUGGUGUUGAAAACAUGAGUUUGUUGGACAAUUUAAAUAUCUUUAACUACUUUUAACACCACUGUGUUCUGACGGUAAAGGUCAAACUGUUUUAAGCCAUAUGAGUCUGCGCUCAUACAGUAAGUCUGACAAUGAUAUGCACUUCUUUCUGUGCCUUUUGACAUGUGAGCGUGGGAAUGUAAUGUUUGCAACAACUCACAGCUUCAAUCACAACAGUACUCAGCAGUUACACUACUGUGCCUGCGUCUGCAUUGGGACCAAAUCAUUUCACCCCUUCCUCUAUUUUAAUGGAAUAAAAAGGGAAAUUUAAUUGUUAAAUGAAGUUCAGGGCAUGGUGAAGGUACUCUUCUGUUUUGCUUCAGUUUUUUUAUGUGAAAAUCUAUGUGUGCUAAAGCGGUCAUGUCAAAAUAAAAGCCCCCCUGGUAAUGAGGUA